CACAACAAAGCUAACCUUUAAAAGAUUGUUUACUUACAUGCAUUUUUUCAUAUUUAGAAACAUUUAAUUAGUAAAAAUUGCCCUGAGUUACAAUGACUUCCAUAGCAGAAAACUUGGAUCCUGUUAAACCACAUGAAAAGAAGAAUGCUGUAAAAGUGAAUCUGGCUAUAACCAAACUGGUCGAGACCGUUGAGAAGAAAGUAAAAGCAGGCCAUACGGACAAAGAUUUGGAGGAGUUAAAGCAGUUACGAGAGUUAUGUGGAAGUGAGGACCCGCUAAUGAGUGUCACGGCUUGCCACGGGCUCGUCUACCUCGUCAAGGCUUAUGUCAGUCCUUUAGAAAACACCAUCUCAGCAUUGGUUGCCUCAUUGUUCUCCGUCAAGAGUGUAACAGGCGUGUGCAGCGCUCUGACCGAGUUGCUGAUAUUAGAGCUGCGUUGCCGAGCGGUUGCAGAGCCCAGCUAUACAUGUCCUUACAACACCAAGAAUCCUCUGCAUCCUCUGGUGGCUGUGCUGAAGAGGAGACCUCAAGCUUGGACGGAGGUGCUCAAUAACGUCUCUGUGAUCUGCACUCAUCCUGACAAACAGGUUCAAAGUCAAAGCCUAGAGCUUGUCAAGCCAGUUCUUGUAUACGUCUUGCGGGAGGCAACGGACUUAACAGAGUCCAGCAGACUGAAGGUGUUCAAAGUCAUCAUUAACCACUACUCUGAUGGGGAAUUUCUCAUUGAAGCUCUGGCUUCUUGCCUGUGCUGGAACAACGCCAAAGUGUUGGAAGCAGUAGAGAUUGUGUCACUACUGAGUGAGUCAGCUCUCAACAGUAAACACGGACUGCAUGUGUCACUAUGCUGCCUCGCGUUGGCAGGACUGGUACCCAGACUACUACAGGCCGCAGUCUGUCCUCAGCCUGCCUUGCGACUGUUGGCAACACUGGCUCAAACAGCUGUCAACACUCACUCUACGUUGUUGGCACUACUGGCUGACUCCAUUCCUACCUGUCCAGCACCUUACUUGGAACACUUGCUUGUGUUUAUAGUUGAGAUUCUGCACCAAAACCAAAGCUCGCUUGAUUGUGUGUGGAUGUGCGUUAGUGCAUUGAUGCCGUGGUUGGCCAGCAACCCCAGCCACCUCCACAAGGCACUACACAGUGCUACCCUGAUAGUGAGUCACGCCAGUGGUACCAACACGUCUCCCUCCACCACCGCCACCUUAAUUGGCAACCCUGCUGUGUCUGCGUUCAUCUCUGCCGAUCCCAGACUCACCCAGGCGCUGCAUAUUGCGAGACUCAGUGAAAUCCUAAGGACGGACAAAACAGCUACAUUAGAUUGGCUGAGGUGCAACUCCACUAUUGAGCUGGAUCAGACACAUCUGUAUGUCAGUGCUCUCCUCAUCUCUCAUCCUUCCACUGAGGUUAGGUUGGCAGCAUUGCCAGCAGUAGUUGAGUCUCAAGCACCAAUAGCCUCUUCUCACACUCUCACAUUGCUGUUAUUUCAUCUUCCUAGAGAGAAGCAUCCAGAGAUCAAUCUAGCUUUACUCAGAUCUCUCCCUCGUACAGCCGUAGACAAGAACAACGUGAUGGGUGUAGUGUCAACUAUAGAAGCCAUCAGACGAGUGAACCAGCUGAAUUCACUACUGGCUGUAGACCUGUAUUGCCAACUGUGGGAGAACCAAGAGCGAUGUUUCCCCCAACUUAUGAACAUUCUCAACCAAGACGUGUCUUGCCAGGACGACCCCUGUGUUUCCCACAUGCUACAAGCAAACAUCUGCAAGGUCAUCUGCCAAGCUAAGCCGGAGAUGCAUGGGAAGGAGUUGGUAGCGAAAGUGUCAGAUCUGCUUAACCGGUGCAGUGCGCCAAGAGAUGCAGCUGCUUCGGCGCUCGCACUCGACGCUCUCAUCCCGUUGUGUCGUCAAGACGUAGUAGACAUUCUCACCAUCUGGCGCAGCUUGUCUCCGAGGUUCUCCAAAGACAAGCGACCGUUGGUGCUCUGCAGUCUAUGUGAGCUGGUGAGUGUAGCUGCAGUACAGAAGUCUACUGCUGGAGAGUCAGACGACACAGUAUGUCAGAUACUCAAAUGGCUGUGGAACAUAGUGGCGACCAACAAACACACUCAAGUAGUAGACUCUGCUCUCUGCGCUUUAUCCAAGUUCCGGCCAGACCUGAUGAGUUUGAAAAUGUUACCAGAAUGUUUCCGUCGAGGCGUCAAAAUUCCGCCUGAGUUAGUGAAGACACCAGCUGAUGCUGCUCGUAAACCCGAGGACGUCCUUGAUUACGUUCCAGGGGAGUGCUGGGUCCAAGUCCUCAGUUUUGUUGGCAGAGAGUCAGCCAGUAAGGCCGUGGCAGGAUGGAUAAAGAUGGAAGUCGCAUCAUUUAGAGGUGCCAAAUUGUAUCAGGUAGACAGACAAGAACCUACGAGCUAUGGACAUCUACCAGCUCAAAGCGUGGUUCGUGGCGUAACCACCUCUUUGCAGCAAUUAUGUAAAGAUGCGUCUGCAGACGACGUUAACACGAUCAACCUCUGUCUAGUCGCUCUGCUACAGCCAACGCCCAAACCUUUGCCCUCCUUAUCAUGGGCAUUCCUUCAACAACUGGAGCGUUUAGAGGAUGCUGAGUUGACAAAGAAUAUUGUCCGCCUCACUUCUAAACAGUCCCAGAUUUCUCCAUUGGCUAGAAAAACCACCGAAGCUUACAUCAGCGAUUGUGGAAAUAAUAAAGAUAAAAUUGAGUUCUUGUACUCGACUCUGACUGAUCUAUGCAAAGGUAUUCCUCCCACCAUCUUGCGACCUUUCUUGGAGAGGACUCUAUUUUCAGCGUUAAAGGAAAAAGAUUACGACCACUUUUCAAAAAUGAUCAGCAGCAUCAAGACUACGUUAAAGGAAGAGAAGAUCCAUGAUGCAAACAGAACGAUGCUUCAUCAAGUUGUCAAACUGCUGUGGGAAGCUAUCGAGCCUCAGAGUCCAGUACUCUCAGACUACUUCUCCUGUGUAAGUGAGUUGCCAGUGAGUGUCACUGAGAGUAUGACCUCCACCUCUACAAUGUGGGAAGUGACGAGCGCUCAGCUACAGAAGGCCUUCCACUUGCGAGCAUACAUGGCGCUCACUCCAGACACUCAGAACCCACUCAACUGGAUCAACGAGAUUAUUGACGCUGCAGCAAGUAACAUAGGGGAACAGCCAUUGGCUAUGCAGUUGGUGACGGAGGUUAUGUACAAAUUGAGGAACCAUGAAACUGCCUGGCCUUGGCUACGAGAACUUAUGGGACAGUCUCAUCUUUCAUCAGCUGAUAAUAAGGGAGGGUUGGAGUUUCUAGUGACGGUGUUUAUGUUGUGUGUCGACAUCAUAUCAGGCUUCAGUAGCCUCGCUCCAGGGCUCCAAGAGUCAAAGGCUAGCCUCGCACAGGACACAAGAACCCUCAGGUUUCCUCAAGCUGUCGUCUCAUUGGUCAUUCGGUUUGGUGAUGCCAACACAAUGGUGGAGUGGCUUAAUCAUAUGCGAUGCUGCGAGUCAUUUCCCACCAAUCUGACUUCAACGUUUCAACUUGCCGCCAGAAAUGUGUCUUUCUUAACAAGAUAAGGUAUUUUAGAAAUGUUAAUAUAAUUAUUUAUUUAUUGUU
Messenger RNA from Macrosteles quadrilineatus (aster leafhopper), 3606 nucleotides. Its product is annotated as focadhesin. The record is from RefSeq and is a predicted model, not a curated record. NCBI's taxonomy places the organism in Eukaryota, Metazoa, Arthropoda, Insecta, Hemiptera, Cicadellidae. Bases 93 to 3566 code for a protein of 1157 amino acids. The transcript has 22 exons. Gene Ontology annotation, biological process: regulation of post-transcriptional gene silencing.